AUGGUCGCCCUCGUAACAAUGAACCCUACUACGAUUUCUCCGAAAUCAUCAUUAGCAAAACUUGUCCUCUAUCCUAAGCCCAAACCCUUUAAAGUCAUGGUUCUGGGACAAUCAGGAGUUGGAAAAUCUGCUCUAGUAGUUAGAUUCAUAACUCGUCGCUUCAUUGGUGAAUAUGAUCCCAAUUUAGAAAAGAUAUAUAACUUUCAAACAGUCAUAGAUAAUGAGACUGUUUAUUUUGAAAUACUAGAUUCAGCCGGCGAUCCUUAUGAAAGUGAAUACGCCAAUCUAGAGACAAACAUACGAUGGGCUGAAGCGUUCAUAUUAAUGUAUUCGGUAACAGAUAAGUGCUCGUUUGACGAGUGCCAUCGUUUGAAAUUUCUCAUCAAUUAUAAUAAGAGACGACGUCGAUUGGCUUCCUCUAUGAAGGAUAGCAUACCCGAGACUCCUGUAGUGUUUGUGGGUAACAAAGUGGAUCAAAUGGGCGACCGCAUGGUUAGCACUGAGGAAGGACAGCGGAGAAGCAAAGAAAUAGGAUGCGUUUGUUUCCACGAGAUUUCUGUCAGGGAGAGUAUUGACCAGGUAUGGAAUGUUUUUCGCGACGCUCGUCGUUUCUGGCGCGUCGGCAGCAAGUGGUCCCGAAGAGACGAGGUUCAUGCUGCUUUGGCGCGACCACUGGCUCGAGCAUCCUCAGACACCUGUGAGAAUAAUAUAAGUACACCACUAUGCACGCGGUUUACUGAAAUGGAUUUAGACGGGAGUGGGGAAGCGUGUUUGGUUCGAAGUGAUUCCACUUCAUCAUCAGGACAAUCGGAGAGCUUGGAUGAGUUUCGUGGUCGAGCUAGCACAGACUCCCGUCUCCCACCGAGGCCAGAACGACAAAGACAUCCACCACCUACCCGGCCUUUGCCCCCACCGGUACGACGUAUGAGCGUCGCAAUGAGAGGAAAUAAUAAUAGCACGUAUUAA
This is a messenger RNA of Danaus chrysippus (African queen), 966 nucleotides long. The record is from the annotation of a GenBank genome assembly. NCBI's taxonomy places the organism in Eukaryota, Metazoa, Arthropoda, Insecta, Lepidoptera, Nymphalidae.